AUGCCGCUCAGACUGACGGCCUACGCUCUGGCGUACACGUUCGUUUCUACAGGCGCGGUCAAGGCGCCAGAGGAGGCCCCGGCGGAGGCCCAGAAGCAGGCCACCGCGGCGAGCGACCUUAAGGCGCUCCAAAACAAGACCGAGGAGUCCCCUGUGUUCCAGCAGAAGGUUGCUCAGAUCUGUGGACGCUCUGGUGACGCCUCCUGCGAGACCAAGGCGGGCGGAGCGCUCUUCUGCGCCCUCCUGCGGCGCUCCCGCCCGGAGCUCGCCGGGCAGGCCUGCAGCGGAGGCAGCGUCGUGAUCGCGCCUUCGUCGUUCCUGGAGGUCUCCGCGCUGAACAGGCUCAAGAGCCUAGCGCCGGAGGACGAUCUGGCGCAGGAGAUGACCCACGACCUCGAGAUGAACUUCAAUAAGAUUGCCCCCUUUGGCAAGGAGGACACCGCGAAAGAAUUGCAGGACCAUGCAGCCAAGACGCAGGACACCCUGGUGGACGCUGUGGAGAAUGCGGAAGUUGCAGAGAUCAAGCGCGCCGUCUUCCGCGCGCUGACACGCCUGCGGGCGGCCACGAUCAAGGAGUUUGACACGAUCGCCCGUCUCGAGACGCAGGCUAUCGAUGCCUAUAAUGACGCCCACCACUACCGCGCCGAGAACCCACUCGCGCACUUACACGAAGAUGAGGCGCCGGUGGAGACCGACAAGCUCAAGUCCUUCCACUGA
Molecule: messenger RNA, 717 nt
Organism: Prorocentrum cordatum
Lineage: Eukaryota; Dinophyceae; Prorocentrales; Prorocentraceae
Source: the annotation of a GenBank genome assembly